Aureobasidium uvarum is the source of this 942-nucleotide messenger RNA. Lineage: Eukaryota; Fungi; Ascomycota; Dothideomycetes; Dothideales; Saccotheciaceae. The record is from the annotation of a GenBank genome assembly.
AUGGCUUUCACAAUUACCGCAUCUGUCUUUCGGAUACUGAUAGGGAUCCCCAUCUUUCUUCUUGGUUUCCGGGCUAUUGAUAUUCUCAACCGACCGUUUCCAUUGACGCAUGACCUAUCAACCAUCCUCUCGAACCAAACUCUUGCCCUCGAACUUCCCGGCCAUAGCAGUAUUAGUAUCGCGGCUGCCUACGUGCCGGCUUCACUCUACGAUCAUGGCCGUGCUGCUAUCUUCUGGGGUGGCUUGCUAGCUCUCGCGAGUGCUGUGGCUUACGCGAUGGAAAAAGCACAGCAUCAUAUCUUUUCCCAAUUGCUUGCGCUAGAUGAAGGCGUCAAAACAGUACCCAAAGGCCAAAAGUUGAAAUUCCAUGUCCAGGGCGUGCGAAGUCUGGAUCUGACUGGAUGGGUCAACGCUACUGGACCAAGAGAUACUUUUAUGGCAUGGUUAUUCUCCAUCUUUGCUGUUGUUGGAGUGUUAUAUCCAAUCAUAUUCGCUGGCUUACAGAAUUUCGCUAGCGAUAGUGUCGCCGAUCAGUUGCAGCGAUUCUCAACAAGUGGUACAAUGAACAGUACAGUCUUUGGAAACUCGAGCACCCAUGGAACUUAUACUCUUGAGAGCUGGGCUUGUCAGAUUGUGCCAUUGGUCUCGGGUCCCGUCAACACGACCAUUCCUACAAGAGCAAGAGCAAUCCUGAGUCAAUCAUGUCGCGACGCACACACCUCUCGCUACUUGUUGCUCAUCAUGCUGCCACUCACAAUCUUGAUGCUUCUAUCUAUCGCAAGACCGCAUUGGUUCACUUUUACAUUCGGAGCCGAGGACAAGCCAGCCUGGACGACAGUACCACUCGAUAACAACGACAAAGACAUUGACAGCGACGAAGAUGAUGAUGAUCCCAUGGCUGGUUUCGGCGGCAAUGCGAGAGAUCAAUGGCAACUGGAUUGA